This is a messenger RNA of Heterostelium album PN500, 1092 nucleotides long. RefSeq lists its product as uncharacterized. Gene Ontology annotation, biological process: tRNA modification. The record is from RefSeq and is a predicted model, not a curated record. The coding region runs from base 1 to 1092 and encodes 363 amino acids. The transcript has 2 exons. NCBI's taxonomy places the organism in Eukaryota, Evosea, Eumycetozoa, Acytosteliales, Acytosteliaceae.
AUGGGUAAAGAUAUUUCAUCGAAUCAACCAACAAUUUCAUCAGAGGUAUUAAGUUCUGCAGCAUGGUUAAGUGAACACUCGAAAGAUGUUAAAAUAAAUUCAGAGGCAAUCGAUAAAUUUAUUCGUGAAAUUACAAAAGAUGAAUAUGAUCAAAAAACAUCAGUUAUGCAAUUCCCAUUGAAUUUCAGUAAUCAUGAGCAAGAGGUGAACUUUUGGUUCGUUCUGGAUCUUAUAAAUUUCGGUAGUGGCUACCGAAAGGAAUUACACGAGGCAUCGGGAAGAGGCGCAUACGACACCAUUUGCUAUGGCUUGUUUGGAAUGUUUCUCUCGCAGUCUGGCAAUAUCAAUGCAAAGUUCUUCAAGAAUCUAUCGUUGCACGAGGUUUCCUCGUAUUUCAACAUUCCAAUCUCGGUGGAAGUCCAACAGCAACCCGGAAUCUACGCCUACAAAGAUUCGCCAUUGAAGCCACUGGCCAUGUCGAUCCACAGCGUACUUCGUGAGAGUGCAACCAUAGUACAGGACGAACUUGGAUUCGAUGAUUUCGGAUCGUUCAUCUUUAAAUUCACUGAACCAUCAUCAUCAUCAUCAUCAUCAUCAAAUAGUCGUCCAUCAGCAUGCAAAUUGACGGAACGUUUGGUUAAUACUUUCCCGGCAUUUAGGGAUGUCUCCAAGUACGGAGAAUCAAACACACCCAUCUAUCUUUACAAGAAAGCACAGUUACUCUGUGGAGAUCUACAUAGAAGAUUCAAGAGUUUGCUCCCGGAGCGAUUCGACUUUGAAGAUGUUGAUCAGCUGACCGUUUUCACAGACAACGUAGUUCCCGCGGUCUUGAGAAAAUAUGGCAUUCUCGAGGUGUCGAAAGAGUUGGAGGAGUGGCUCGACAGCGGAAAAGAGUUGCCAGCUGGCGACCGUGAGAUUGAACUACGUUCGCUGGCGAUCCACGCAUGCCAUCUACUCACAGAGAGAGCAAGACUUCAGAAUCACGAAUUCAUAGGAAACGACAUGAAAUUCGAUUACUUCCUUUGGACCAAAGGAAAAGAUGGUGAAUUUAGAAAAGUAGAAAGACAUUAUACAAAAUCAAUUUAUUAUUAA